Molecule: messenger RNA, 741 nt
Organism: Rotaria sp. Silwood2
Lineage: Eukaryota; Metazoa; Rotifera; Eurotatoria; Philodinida; Philodinidae
Source: the annotation of a GenBank genome assembly
AUGCUAGGCCAUUCAGCUGAAGCAGUUAAGACCUUGUGGACAAGUAACUUUGCUUUGUCCAAUUGGUUGACACACUGGAACACGACCCGUGUUAACUACGGUCAAGAAAAUCUUGAAAUUAUCAAAAAUGAUGACACAUCUUUCCUUCGAGUUCACUUUCCCAAAGGUAGCUGGAGUCCAGGAGCGACAGAAAGAGCCGGUCUGCCCCGAGGUGGAACUCAAUGGCACUCGAAUCUUCUUCAUCCAGAAUUGUCCGAUGUUACGCUGGUCUAUUCGAUUCGAUUUCCAUCACACUUCAAUUUUGUCAGAGGUGGCAAAUUACCCGGUCUCUAUGGAGGCAAAGGCAAUGCUGGUGCUGAUACGCCGGAUGGUACAGAUGGCUUUUCAGCUCGAUAUAUGUGGCGUGAAAAAGGCCGAGGUAUUCUCUAUCCGUUUUUACCUGAUUCACCGUAUAUGGGUACGACUUAUGAACUUGGUACGCCAUUGUUUUACGGAGACAAUACAUGGCAUUCACUUGCACAACGCCUUCAGUUAAACACACCAGGCAAAAAAGAUGGAAUAAUCACUGUUUGGUAUGAUGGAAAGGAAAUAUUCAGAGCAACUAACGUUCUUUUCCGCACGGUGAACACACUCAAGAUCACUGGUAUCUUUUUUCAAACUUUCUUUGGUGGUUCAACCGCGGAUUGGGCUACACCGGUGGCGACUCAUAUUGACUUUAAGGAUUUUAAACUAAUUCAUUAG